AUGCCAAGAAUGACCGAUUCGCAAGCUGGUCCAGGCGGACCUUCAUCGCUCAAGUUUGCAGCUCUCUCUGUUCAAAGCUUCCAUCUCGACAGUCCACCAUUCACCGGAGCAGCAGUUGGAGGUGCCGGCCCACUGGUCGAAGCAGGUCAACGGUUGUCCAGUCACGACUCUGAUCCACCUUCCCAUCGUUCCGAUAGCAGCUCAUCUCAACACCAGCAACCACACAGUCCCUCACCCAACGUCCGCGAACCACGGAGACCCGGCGGAAGCAGUCCUCUCUCCAGAGCCACAUCCUUCUCACCCUCCGGCGACGAUCACGAUCCUUACACUCGUUCCAUGUCACAGGCUCGCUCACCACCACCAGCUUCAUCGUCACAUCACCACCACCACGAGCCCAGCAUCAAGGCACCAACAGCAGAACGACAAUCUCUACUCAACGGCAUGACCAAUUCAAGUGCAGACGCCGCAUCACCCUCUUCGCACUCUAGAUCGCAUUCAAAUGCCGGAGACGAGACCCGCACGCAAGCUCAAUACGAUCGCGAUGUGCCUCAGUGGGACCUCGACGGAAAGCUUUCUUCGCGAGACGCAAGUUCUGCAAGCUUAGCCACUCUCUCACCCAACAGAAUGGUGACCAGUCUCACUUCAACAGAUGCCUCGACCUCUGCGGAUCGACCUGCUAUGCAUCGCUCGGAAGCAUCUAAGGCCAGCGAUCGUCAAGAUGCAUCCACCACACGUGCUUCUUCCGGAUGGCCGCAGCAAACAGACAGCAAUGCUUCUAGUCAGAGUCGCACCUCACCUUUCCGAACUGCCGAUUCAGAAGAUAGGCCCGCAUACUCACAGUUCUCCGAGGACGUCGACGCACAGGAGGAUGCAGGCUCAUCUGCUGCAGAGCCUGAUGAUGAAGUUGAUGGCGUCGAAGGUCUGGCACCAGAUGCUCGUCUUCGAGAUUCUCGUGUGCCACAGCAAGGUCAGACGCAGGCAGACUACGCAUUCCCCAGACAUCGUCUGCCCACCAAGAUGCGCGAUGAGACCAAGACGCCGCUUGUCAUCGUCGCAUGCGGGAGUUUCUCGCCCCCUACCUAUCUCCACUUGCGUAUCUUCGAGAUGGCAAAGGACCAGAUCAUCGAGUCUGGCAAGUACGAGCUGCUUGCCGGCUACUACUCUCCCGUAUCAGAUUACUACAAGAAGGAAGGUCUCGCCAAAGCUACUCAUCGUGUGCGAAUGUGCGAGCUCGCAGUCGAAAAGACAUCGACAUGGCUGAUGGUCGACGCUUGGGAGUCGCUGCAAGACGAGUAUCAGCGUACAGCGGUGGUGCUCGACCACUUCCACGAGGAAAUCAAUGGCCCCGCCAACGGCGGCGUCCUUCUCAGCGACGGUUCUCGCAAGAACGUAAAGAUCAUGCUCCUUGCUGGUGGAGAUCUUAUCCAGAGUAUGGGAGAGCCAGGCGUGUGGGCUACCGCGGACUUGCAUCACAUCCUGGGUCAGUAUGGCUGUCUCAUUGUGGAGCGCACAGGUGCCGAUGUCUGGUCCUUCUUGCUUUCACACGACCUGCUCUGGAAGUAUCGACGUAACCUCAAGAUCAUCAAACAGACCAUCUACAACGACAUUUCCUCUUCCAAAGUACGCCUGUUCGUUCGAAGAGGACAGUCCAUCAAGUAUCUCCUCCCCAACAGCGUCAUCCAGUACAUUGAACAAGAGGAUCUGUAUUGCUUGCCACCCGACGAGGACCUCAAAUUUGAGCCGGAACAUCCGAAUUGGUGA
Messenger RNA from Ustilago hordei, 1761 nucleotides. Its product is annotated as putative NMA2 - nicotinate-nucleotide adenylyltransferase. Gene Ontology annotation, molecular function: nicotinate-nucleotide adenylyltransferase activity; nicotinamide-nucleotide adenylyltransferase activity. NCBI's taxonomy places the organism in Eukaryota, Fungi, Basidiomycota, Ustilaginomycetes, Ustilaginales, Ustilaginaceae. Bases 1 to 1761 code for a protein of 586 amino acids. The transcript is spliced from 2 exons. The record is from RefSeq and is a predicted model, not a curated record. Gene Ontology annotation, biological process: NAD+ biosynthetic process.